Cryptomeria japonica (Japanese cedar) is the source of this 573-nucleotide messenger RNA. RefSeq lists its product as uncharacterized. The transcript is spliced from 3 exons. NCBI's taxonomy places the organism in Eukaryota, Viridiplantae, Streptophyta, Pinopsida, Cupressales, Cupressaceae. Bases 1 to 573 code for a protein of 190 amino acids. The record is from RefSeq and is a predicted model, not a curated record.
AUGACUAUUUCUUCAGAGGAGGCUGAAUCUGAUGAACAGAUCAACCAAGCUCCAAACAAGAAAGGUGUAUUUGCUAGGAUUGUGAGAGAAAAUAAGGAAGAAAAAAAGAAGCAAACAGAGAAUGAGCCUCCCCAAAAGACUCCCAAAAUCACAAUUUUACAUAAGCAGAAGCCUAAGGCAGAUGAGCAAUCUGAACCGGAAGCAAAGAGAAGAACUGAGAAAAAAAUUCCUAAGGAGUUGUAUGAUAAGUUAGAGGUCAGGAAAUUGCAUGCACAAACUUUGGACCGACAAAUAAAGGAAUUAGAAUCGAAUAUACAAUUAGUAGGGGACAAGGAAUCGGUAAAAUUAGAUGAGGAGAAUGUAAAUACUGAUCCACCAGCUAGCACUCCACCAAUUACUACAAAACUGGCUAGUGAGUCCAAUUUUGGUACUGAGGAUACUCAGAAUCCCCUGGAAUCCAAUGUACAUGAUGAAGAGGUAGAUAUUGUAAAGGAUAAGGAUACUGAGGAUAAGGUCUCAAAUGAUGCACCAAAAGUGAGUGAGGCACCAAGUGGCGAAGCCACCGGUGCAUAG